Molecule: messenger RNA, 975 nt
Organism: Xenopus tropicalis (tropical clawed frog)
Lineage: Eukaryota; Metazoa; Chordata; Amphibia; Anura; Pipidae
Product: free fatty acid receptor 2
Exons: 1
Coding region: 1-975 (324 amino acids)
Biological process (GO): signal transduction; G protein-coupled receptor signaling pathway
Cellular component (GO): membrane; plasma membrane
Molecular function (GO): G protein-coupled receptor activity
Source: RefSeq, a predicted model, not a curated record
AUGGCGCAGGUCCAAGGCUGCCUCCAGUUGGCAGUAUACAUUAUAACAUUUGUGUUUGGACUGCCCCUAAACAUCUUGGCCUUUGUUACGUUCCUCAGAAAGUUCAAGCAGAAGGUUAUCUCAGUGGACAUCCUGUUGUUCAACUUGACCCUGUCUGACCUGGUUCUUCUGGCUUUUCUCCCAUUCCGUAUAGUGGAAGCAGCUUCUGAGAUGGAAUGGCGUAUGCCCUACUUCAUCUGCCCGUUCUCUCUUUGUGUGCAUUUCAGCAGCAACUACAUUAACUCCUUUUUACUUACAGCAAUAAGUGUAGAGAGAUACUUGGCUGUUGGUUUCCCUCUCAGGUACAAGCGCCUUGUGAAACCAUUAUAUAUAAUAGUUGGAAUUGUCUGUAUCUGGAUCCUUAGCACCACACACUGCAGCAUUUUUUAUAUAGUGGAUCAUUUUGCACCUGAAAAGGCAAAUAAAACCAAUGUCUCCAUCUGCUAUAGUCAGUUCUCUCCAGUCCAGCUUCAAGUUCUUCUACCAAUCCGUCUGGAGGUGUUCUUUCUGCUCUUCUGUAUCCCAUUUAUGGUGACCACCUUCUGUAGCAUCAGCUUUGUUCACAUUAUGGUAACACAACCCUUUAUCAGUAGGAAGCGGAAGCUCAGAGCAAUUGGGCUCGUAACUGUGACGAUGAUCAACUUCAUACUGUGUUUCAUGCCUUACAAUGUGUCCCAUGUGGUGGGAUUUAUUCAAGGUGACAACCCUCCAUGGAGAAUGCAUGCUCUUCUCUUUAGUACAUUUAAUGCCACGUUAGACCCAAUCAUGUUUUAUUUCUGUUCUGUUUCUUACCAAAAGAUGCAUUUGGAGGACCUGCUUUACAUCAUGAAUAAGACAAGGUUAGGAGCCCAUAGGGACAACUGUCUUGAACUGUUCAAGAAGGAUCAUGAAGAACCUCAUGGUUUGGUUCAAGACUGCAAUGGAGAAAAGGCUUAG